Messenger RNA from Mus musculus (house mouse), 6284 nucleotides. RefSeq names its product coiled-coil and C2 domain containing 2A (gene Cc2d2a). The transcript has 40 exons. Gene Ontology annotation, cellular component: cytoplasm. The coding region runs from base 1193 to 6163 and encodes 1656 amino acids. Lineage: Eukaryota; Metazoa; Chordata; Mammalia; Rodentia; Muridae. The record is from RefSeq and is a predicted model, not a curated record.
GACAGUCACUUUAUUACAAUCAUUUCAGUACAGAGUCCAUCAUAAGAAUGGGUUACCCAUAAGAAAUGAUGAUCACCUAAGGUGGGACAUUUGAUUAUGAAUUUAUAGAAUUGGCUGUGUUGUUUCAAGAUCACACACUGGUGAGAAAAUGGGGAUUUUGAACCUAGGACUAUGUUUUUUUUCCCAAAGACCUCACUCUUUAAAGCCAUAAUUUCUUUGUAUAAUUAAUACACCAUCCUUUCGGAGCAGUCUCAAUUAAGAAGUACUUUAUAUAGUAUAGCCAUUUCCUCUCAGUCCUUCUCUGUAUCUUGGAGGUUCAUCCCUGGAUUCUUGGAUAUGACUCUUAAUGGCUGACUUUAGAGACAGUUCAUGUGGUCAGAAAACAGUGUAGAUACUUUCCUUUAAAAUUAGUUGGUUAUCUGCCCUGUGUAAAAUAGAUUAUUGGCCUUGUGUCACCUAUAUAAUUAGGACAUUGCUAUAGUGUUUGUGGUUUUCCAUUGUAUUUUCACAGCAAGGACAGUAUAGACUAGUGAUGGUAAUCUUGUUUUAACAAAAUUAAAGUGGGGCCAUGGAGAGAGAACUUUGGAACCACAAAGCACAAAGGUCAGACUCUGAGAGGGAGAUUUCAAACCUGUGGCCUCACAUGAUUUCGGAAAUCUUGGUUUGCUUGGGUCUAAAUUGACACUCAUCCUACUGAGAGCUGGUGUAUCAGGGUGAGCAGAGCGAGUGCACAGGGAGACUGCCAAGCUCCAGCUCCACACACCCAGGGCUUUUAUUUUGACACUGUCAAAGAAUGUAUUAACAAGUGGCCAUGGCCAACACUGACGACAGGGGCUUAUUAAAGCUGAGCGAGCGGUGUUUAUUCAUCUUUUUGGAGCCAGCAGUGCUCAGAGGAGAGAUCAAUUUUGGUGUCAUUUGAUUUCUCUCAAAACUCAUUGGAAGCAUCCUAGCGAGGCUUUGAAGGACUCCAGAAUGUGCCCAUGAAAAAUGGAUCCGAAUAGCAAUUGAGCCAUUCAUUUGACAAACACACAUGAACUGUCCGUCUACUGAGUGGCCUGGGCAAAGGCUCUGGGGAUAAACAAUACACAAAGUACUGCUCCUGCUCUCUGGAAGCUCUAUUCUAAUGGUGAUGGAGAGAUGCUGACAUAUAAUUACGAAUGCUGAUUGGUGUCAGGAAGCCAUCACGGACAAGAUGAAUACCAACGACGAAAAAAUGAAAAUAAUUUCAGAGGACUUCACUGGAGAUGGUGUGGACACAGAGGCGGGAAGACGGAAGAAGAAUUCAAAGGUGCGAAGACAGCAGAGAAAGAAAAAGCCACCCGCCUCUCCCCCUGAGGAAAUGGUGUCAGACAAAUUCCAAGAUGGUGGGCAGCAGGAAGUGGUGGAGGAAGAGCCCGAGACCAACCUCCUGAGCUUGACAGCCCGGCGGGGGCCCCGGAGCUUACCUCCCAUCCCUUCAGCUUCUAGAACCGGCUUUGCAGAAUUUUCCAUGAGGGAACGAAUGAGGGAGAAACUUCAGGCUGCAAGGUCCAAGGCAGAAAGCGCAUUGUUGCGGGAUGUCCCCACCCCUAGACCCAGGCGCCUGCGCAGUCCCUCCAGAGAGAAGGAAACAGAGACUGAAUUUGGCACAGAGAACAGAGACAAGCUACAAACAAAUUCCUGGUAUUGUUUAUGGACUGAGUUAACAUGGAUUAGCAGUGUUUCUAUCAGUAACAGACACACGCCAAGUACAGAGGUGCAAGACACUCAAAAAGAAGACGACACAAAGAGUUAUUCAAGAAUUAAGUUCCGUGAUUCUGUACGAAAAAUUAAGUCAAAACCCCAGCUCCCUCCUGGUUUCCCAUCUGCAGAAGAGGCCUAUAAUUUCUUUACGUUCAACUUUGAUCCUGAGCCAGAGGAAUCAGAGGAAAAAUCACCAGUAAAAGGUGGAGAGAGAGCUCAUCAUGAGGACCAAGAAGGAGAAGAAGGAACACAAGCUCAAGAGAGAGCGAAGAAAACGGAAGAGGAAGAGCUGCUUAAUGGGAAGGAUGCUGAAGACUUCCUGUUGGGCUUAGAUCCCACGGCCCAUGACUUCGUGGCAGUCAGAGCUGCAGAGUACAAGAGUGCCCGCAUUCAGCUGCAGAAGGAGAAAGAAAUCCUCUUCACGCCUAGUCGGCUGACAGUGCCGACCUAUAAAAAGCUUCCUGAGAACAUACAGCCAAGAUUCCUGGAAGAUGAAGGUCUUUACAUCGGGGCCAGACCAGAGGUGGCACGCACCAAUGAGAACAUCAUGGAGAACCGACUGCUGAUACAGGAGCCUGGGAGUAAGUGGUUCGGAGAUGAUGGCAGAAUCCUGGCACUGCCCAGCCCCAUCAAGCCGUUUCCCUCAAGGCCAUCACUAACCACACGGGAGCAAAGCCCCAAGGCUGGACUGGAGACUUUGUACAAGAAGGCAGAGAAGUAUGUCCACAGUAGACAGCAUAUGAUUGGAUCUGGAGACCCUCCAGGAAAUUUCCAACUGGACAUCGAUAUUUCUGGCUUAAUCUUCACUCAUCACCCCUGUUUUAGCCGAGAGCAUGUCUUGGCAUCAAAGCUGGCCCAGUUGUAUGACCAGUACCUUGCAAGACAGCAAAGAAAUAAGACGAAAUUCCUUACAGAUAAGCUUCAAGCACUAAGAAAAGCUGUUCAGACCAGUCUUAACCCAGAGAAACCUCAUCAGUCUCUUGACACAACCCAGAAAACCAUCAAUGAGUAUAAAUCUGAAAUUCGGCAGACUCGAAAACUGCGAGAUGCUGAACAAGAGAAAGAUCGAACACUGCUGAAGACCAUCAUAAAGGUCUGGAAAGAGAUGAAGUCAUUACGGGAGUUCCAGAGGUUUACAAACACGCCGUUGAAGCUCGUCUUGAGAAAGGAAAAAGUUGACCCGAAACUAGAUGAGGAUGCAUAUGAAGCCGAGAUUCAAGCUGAGAUCCAUGAACUGCUGGAGGAACACAUGGAGGAAUAUGCAACAAAGAUGGAAGAGUACAGAACAUCUCAUCAGCAAUGGAAAGCCUGGAGGAAAGCCCAGAGGGCCAAAAAGAAGAAAAAGAAGCAAACAACAGAGGAACACCUCGAGGAGGAAGAGGCUGAGGAGUCCUUCCCUGAGGAAGAGGUUACUAAGCCCAUUCCCCCAGAGCCCACUGACCCAGCUGUCAUAGAGCAGCAGGUGCGGGAGAGAGCAGCCCACAGCAGGAGGAGGCCAGGGGAGCCCACACUCAUUCCAGAGUUGAGUCUGGCAGGGAAUGUGACCCCCAAUGACCAGUGUCCUAGGGUGGAGGUCUCCAGAAGGGAAGAUGUCAGGAGGCGCUCUGUAUACUUAAAGGUGGUCUUCAACAGCAAAGAGGUGUCGAGGACUGUUAGCCGGCCUCUAGGGGCAGAUUUCCGGGUUCACUUUGGACAGAUUUUCAACCUGCAGAUAUUCAACUGGCCAGAGAGCUUAAUGCUUCAGGUCUAUGAAACUAUUGGUCAUAGUGGUACCACCUUGCUAGCUGAGGUCUUCCUGCCUAUCCCUGAGACGACCCUUGUCACGGGAAGGGCCCCCAUUGAAGAGGUGGAGUUCAGCAGUAACCAGCAUGUGACAUUAGACCAUGAGGGAGUUGGAAGUGGGGUGCCCUUCUCCUUCGAAGCUGAUGGCAGCAAUCAACUGACUCUAAUGACAUCAGGGAAAGUGUCCCACAGUGUGGCAUGGGCCGUUGGGGAAAAUGGGAUUCCUUUAAUUCCUCCACUGUCACAGCAGAACAUUGGAUUUCGAAGUGCUUUGAGGAGGGCAGAUGCCAUCUCAUCCAUUGGCACAUCAGGGCUGACGGACAUGAAGAAGUUGGCCAAGUGGGCAGCAGAGUCCAAGCUUGACCCCAAUGAUCCCAACCACGCCCCAUUGAUGCAGCUGAUCUCGGUUGCUACCAGUGGUGAAUCCUAUGUCCCUGACUUCUUCCGGCUGGAGCAGCUGCAGCAGGAAUUCAACUUCGUCUCAGAGGAGGAAUUAAAUAGAUCCAAACGGUUCCGACUUCUCCAUCUUAGGAGCCAAGAGGUGCCAGAAUUCCGGAACUAUAAACAAAUUCCAGCAUAUGACCGAGAAAUUAUGGAAAAGGUAUUCCAGGACUAUGAGAAACGAUUACGAGACAGAAAUGUAAUUGAAACCAAGGACCACCUGGACAUGCACAGAGCCACAGUAGCCAAGUACCUUCAGCAAGUUAGAGAAGCAGUGGUAAAUCGCUUCCUAACUGCCAAACACCAUUUUCUUCUUACUGAUUUGGUAGUAGAAGAAGAAGUCCCCAAUAUCAGUUCUGAAGGCUCGGGCAUUUUGGGCCUAAGCCUUUUCAAGCUGGCAGAACAAAAGCGACCACUGAGGCCACGGAGGAAAGGUCGGAAGAAGGUGACAGCCCAAAACCUGUCUGAUGGAGACAUAAAGCUGCUGGUGAACAUUAUCCGGGCUUACGACAUCCCUGUAAGGAAACCUGUAGUGAGCAAGUUUCAGCAGCCAUCGAGAUCUUCAAGAACUUUCAGUGAAAAGCAAACUGCUUCCCCCAGCACACACAGCCCACUACACAACGCUGACUACCCCCUCGGCCAGGUCUUAGUCCGGCCUUUUGUGGAGGUCUCUUUUCAAAGAACAAUUUGCCACACAACCACAGCUGAAGGACCAAAUCCCAGCUGGAACGAAGAACUUGAACUUCCGUUCAGGGCCCCCAAUGGGGACUACAGCACAGCCAGCUUACAGUCAGUGAAGGAUGACGUAUACAUUAACAUUUUUGAUGAAGUGCUGUAUGAUAUCCUAGAGGAUGACCGUGAAAGAGGAAGUGGGAUCCAUACGCGUAUUGAGAGACACUGGUUAGGAUGUGUGAAAAUCCCAUUUAGCACCAUCUAUUUCCAGGCAAGGAUUGAUGGCACAUUUAAAAUAGACAUUCCUCCAGUUCUCCUGGGCUAUAGUAAGGAGCGAAACAUUAUUAUGGAACGAGCCUUUGAUUCUGCCCGAAGCUUGAGUGAAGGCUCCUACAUCACCCUGUUUAUUACCAUUGAGCCUCAGCUGGUUCCUGGGGAGCCUAUGAGAGAAAAGUUUGAUACCCAGGAAGAUGAGAAAUUACUUCAAGCAACAGAGAAAUUUCAAGCUGAAUGUGCCUUAAAAUUCCCCCAGCGUCAGUGCCUCACCACAGUGACUGACAUGACCGGGAAAACGGUUUUUAUUACGCGUUAUCUCAAGCCUUUAAACCCUCCGCAGGAGCUCCUUCACGUCUACCCCAACAACCCGCAGGCCACUGCGGAGCUGGUAGCUCGGUAUGUGUCCUUGAUCCCUUUCUUGCCUGAUAGCGUGUCGUUUGCUGGAGUCUGUGACCUGUGGAGCACUUCUGAUCAAUUCCUUGACCUCCUGGCGGGUGAUGAAGAAGAGCAUGCAGUACUGCUAUGCAAUUACUUUCUGUUCCUGGGUAAGAAGGCAUGGCUGGUGAUGGGCAGUGCGAUUCCUGAGGGUCCAACUGCCUAUGUGCUAACUUGGGAGAAAAAUUAUUAUUUAAUAUGGAAUCCCUGCAGCGGACAUUGUUACGGACAAUUUGAUGCAUUUUGCCCUUUGAAAAGUGUGGGCUGUUUAAUUGGUCCUGAUAAUAUUUGGUUUAAUAUUCAACACCAUGAUUCUCCACUAAGGAUAAAUUUUGAUGUCACAAAGCCCAAACUAUGGAAAUCUUUUUUUUCACGAAGUCUUCCAUAUCCUGGCCUAUCCAGUGUUCAGCCGGAAGAGCUAAUUUAUCAACACACAGACAAAGCAGUAGCUGCUGAACUGCAAGACAGGAUUGAAAAAAUACUAAAAGAAAAAAUCAUGGACUGGAGGCCACGCCACCUGACCAGGUGGAACAGGUACUGUACCUCCACCCUGCGCCACUUCUUGCCUCUACUGGAAAGAAGUCAAGGAGAAGAUAUAGAAGACGACCACAGGGCAGAGCUGUUGAAGCAGCUGGGGGACUACAGGUUCUCUGGAUUUCCUCUUCACAUGCCUUAUUCUGAAGUGAAGCCUUUGGUUGAAGCGGUGUAUAGCACUGGAGUACAUAACAUUGACCUUCCUAAUGUUGAGUUUGCUUUAGCUGUAUACAUACACCCUUAUCCCAAAAACGUUUUGUCUGUUUGGAUCUAUGUUGCUUCUCUUGUACGGAACAGGUAAUUUUUCAAUGUGUUUUUUAUAUCACCUAAAGAGUAUUGGUAUGUACAUGUUAAAUUAUAAUGGAAUCAAAAGAAAAUAUAUUUUGAAGUUAUGGAAUAAAAUUAUCAUCUGUAUAAAACUG